CGCGGAAAAAUUAUAUAUGAGUACAGUGUCUGUUUAAUUACCCUUUAGGUUAUGACAUCAGUUAUAGUAUUGAGACCAGCACUAUACAUGUAUUCACAAUAUAUGAAUGUCUGCCUUCUGGUGGACACAUAUUAUAGCAAGAUAUGACAACAAAGGAUAAUUACUUCAAGAUAGUGGUUCUUAUAGUUGAAACAGCAUGUAGUGUUAUCUGGAACUAUAUGAAACAAAACAUUCUCGGUUCUUUAAGUUUUGAAUCAUUUUUGAAUUUAAAGGAGGUUAAGCACAAAUUAGUUCAUGUGUAUGAAAAACGUGAAUGCUGUGAAUGUGGGUCAGAUAAGAUAAUAGGAGAAAGAUUGAUAGCAAAACAACAGUUACUCGUACUAUAUGAAUCUGACGAAACGAAACAAAUUCAAAGUCACAAAGAAUAUUCUCAUGGUAAAGUGAUUAAAGUAUGCAUUUGUAAUUAUCAUGCAAAACAGAAUAUAGAUAUCAAAGUCCUUGAUAUAACACUCGCAAACUACAUUAUUAAAAGAUGUGGAAAAGGCGAGAAAGGGCUAAAUACUUGGAUGACACAAAUAAAAGAUUUGCGAAAUGAAAUAUUCCAUCUGUCAGAUAUAAAAGAACUAAAAGAUGACGAAUUUAAAAACAAAUGGAAAAUAAUAGAAGGUUCUAUAUUAGGAAUAGCUAAUCUGAUAGAAAAAGAAUAUGUUGAGGAAACUAAACAAAGGAUUAUUCGGACAAAGCAACUCACAUUUAUUCCUGCGUAUAUGUUUAAUUAUGAGAUUCUUUGUCGUGAUUACUGGAAAAUGAAAUGUGCUGAAUUUGAGGUAAGAUAA
Messenger RNA from Mytilus trossulus (common blue mussel), 836 nucleotides. RefSeq lists its product as uncharacterized. The transcript has 2 exons. The record is from RefSeq and is a predicted model, not a curated record. Bases 144 to 836 code for a protein of 230 amino acids. NCBI's taxonomy places the organism in Eukaryota, Metazoa, Mollusca, Bivalvia, Mytilida, Mytilidae.